GCCCCCAGCACCUGCUCCUGGAGCUCCUGGACACCCAGGACCUGCUGCCAGCCCGUGCCAUGGAGGGGAAGGCAGAUAAUCAGCAGAGCGUGGUGGAGUUGGUGGCUGCGUUUGAAGAGCACUGCAGGGACAGCACAUCUGCCCAGAGGGACAAGCAGGCAGGCAGGCAGCCCCAGCAGCUUCCAGCAUUCCCUGCCAGCCAGAGCCACUCCCUGACCAGGAAAGAGAAUGAGGAGGAGGAGAAUCAGCAAGGUCAGCGUGGACUCAGCUUCAAAUGCCUCCGUUCUCUGCGGAGCAAAAUCCGUGAGGACAACUGGAGGAGGCCACAGGGCCCAGGCCUGGAGCCUGGCAGCCAGGAACCAGAGGAAAAGAAAAUCGCUCUGGAGCUGCUGGAGACAGAGCAGGCUUAUGUCAACCGCCUCCACCUCCUUGACCAGGUGUUCUAUACAGAGCUGAUGAAAGAAGCCAAAACUGGGAAGACGGUCCCAGAGGAGGUGGUGAAAAUGAUCUUUUCCAACAUCUCCUCCAUCUACCAGUUCCACGCUGAGUUCUUCCUGCCAGAGCUGCAGAAGCGCAUGGAGGAUUGGAACCACAACCCCCGCAUUGGGGAUGUCAUCCAGAAGCUUGCACCCUUCCUCAAGAUGUAUGGGGAGUACGUGAAGAACUUCGACAAGGCCGUGGAGCUCAUCACUACCUGGUCAGAGAAAUCACCCCCCUUCCAGGAGCUCAUUGCUGACAUCCAGAAGAGGAAGGUGUGUGCUAACCUGACGCUGCAGCACCACAUGCUGGAACCCGUGCAGAGGAUCCCGCGCUACGAGCUCCUCCUGAAGGAUUACGUGCGGAAACUCCCGCCCCAGUCCCCCGACAGGGGCGAUGCCGAGAAGGCCCUGGAGAUGAUUUUUAUGGUGGCCAAGCACUCCAAUGCAGCUAUUGCUGAGAUGGAACGGCUGCAGAACCUCUGGGUGGUCUAUCAGAGGCUGGGCCUCGAGGAUGACAUCGUGGAUCCCUCCAAUGAGCUGAUCAAGGAGGGGCCAAUCCAAAAAAUCUCCACCCGCAACAACAGCACAUCGGAGAAGUACCUGUUCCUGUUCAACAACAUGCUGCUGUACUGCGUGCCCAAGGUCAUCCAGGUGGGCGCCGAGUUCCAGGUCCACCUCCGCAUGGAUGUGGGGGGCAUGAAGGUGCGGGAGCUGAAGGACGCUGAGUUCCCUCACACCUUCCUGGUGUCGGGAAAGCAGCGGACACUGGAACUCCAAGCCAGGUCUGGGGAGGAGAUGGACGACUGGAUCAAGGCCUUCCAAGAUGCCAUUGACAGGAAGGAGAAGAGGAGUGAGACCUUCAAGACAGCAGUCCAUGGACUGGAGACAGACACCCCUGCACUGAAGACAGAGGAGCUGGGCCGCCGAGCCCCACAGUGGGUGCGGGACAAUCUGGUGACCAUGUGCAUGCGCUGCAAGGAGCCCUUCAACGCCAUCACCCGCCGGAGGCACCACUGCCGAGCCUGCGGAUAUGUGGUGUGUGCUCGCUGCUCUGACUACAAGGCCGAGCUGCAGUACGACGGGAACCGCCCGAACCGCGUCUGCCAGGAGUGCUUCAUCUUCCUGACCGGCCACACGCUGCUCGAGGACCGCGAGGGGAAGCACAAAGGCAUCCUGGAGAAAGGAGCUGCAGAGGUAUCAAGCAGGAGUUUGCUCUGCAGUUCCCUGCAGCUGCUGGACAAGAACGGCAAGGGGGCCACGCGGGGCUGGUUCGUGAUCCCACAGGACGACCCCCUCGUGCUCUACAUCUAUGCAGCCCCCCAGGACGUCCGAGCCCACACCUCCAUCCCCCUGCUGGGCUACCAGGUGCGGGACAUGCCCCAGAGCGAGUCCCGGCACCUCUUCCAGCUGGCGCAGUCCCGGCAGGUGUUCACCUUCGUGGCCGACACUGAGGAGCUGAAACAACGCUGGAUGAAGGCCAUGGCGCGCUCUGCUGCGGGGAUCACGGACCCGGAGGAGGAGGAGGAUGCAGAUGAAGCAGAAUGAUGCCAUUCCCACCCCUGCGCUGCCUGGGGGUCACACCUCCCCUGCCUGCUCUCGCAGCUGGCUUUGGGCAGACCCCCGACAUCGCUGCAUUCUGGUUUUCCAUCGCGACAGGGGCAAGAAGGGGACACGUUUGCCAGCACACGGACAAGCUGGAUGCCUUUUCUGUCCCUGGGCAGAGCAGCUGGGAGCAGCGGGAGCGGGGAUUUGGGGAGCCCGCGCCCCGCAGAGCCCGGCCGGGCGCGGUGCGGUGCCGCCGGCGGCCGCGCGAGGGCAGCACCGGCCCGUCCUUCCGCGGCCGGGCGGGGAGCCCGGGCCGGGAGAGCCCGUGGGACCGGGACUGCGGGGACAAACCCCUCCUGCGACCCCUCUCUGCGCUCCCUGCAGCCUUCUUUGGGCGUCCGUUUUACAGAGAGCCCCGUGGGAUUGUCCCCGUGGCUCCACAUUGCCGUAUAUGUCACAAAUAUAUCAGGGAUCCAGCUUGUAGCUCAGCCUCACAGCCCAGAGACAUCAGUGCUGGGUUCAGAUGUCCCUUUUCCAGCUUGUCGCCACUCCUGGCCUCACACUGCAGUCCCGUGGUAUGGGGGUACCCCUUAACCACAGACAGCCCUCACCUGCCUCACUGAGCCAGCCCACGCUCCUGCCCAUCCCAGACUUUCCCUGCACUCUCCUGCCCACAAGCACUUUCCACCCUUGUACCUCCCUCAGUUACAUUUCCAGGGGGAAAACCACUCUGGGACAAGGUCAUGUCCACACAGAUGAUGCUGGGAAAACACGGGGGAUCCCCCUCUCUAUCAUCAGCAUAACAAGCACCCCUGUUCAUUCAGUCAGUGCUUUAGGCUGCAGUCCCACAUUUUUCUCUCUGCAUCCUCUUUAGCUCCCCAAAAAUGUUGCCCAGGCAGAAGCUGUCACUUGUGAGC
This is a messenger RNA of Pyrgilauda ruficollis (rufous-necked snowfinch), 2941 nucleotides long. RefSeq names its product FYVE, RhoGEF and PH domain containing 2 (gene FGD2). The transcript has 16 exons. Gene Ontology annotation, molecular function: guanyl-nucleotide exchange factor activity; metal ion binding. The record is from RefSeq and is a predicted model, not a curated record. Gene Ontology annotation, cellular component: cytoplasm. Gene Ontology annotation, biological process: cytoskeleton organization; filopodium assembly. Lineage: Eukaryota; Metazoa; Chordata; Aves; Passeriformes; Passeridae. The coding region runs from base 60 to 2024 and encodes 654 amino acids.